Molecule: messenger RNA, 5134 nt
Organism: Synchiropus splendidus (mandarinfish)
Lineage: Eukaryota; Metazoa; Chordata; Actinopteri; Syngnathiformes; Callionymidae
Gene: topbp1
Product: DNA topoisomerase II binding protein 1
Exons: 28
Coding region: 438-4952 (1504 amino acids)
Biological process (GO): DNA replication initiation; mitotic DNA replication checkpoint signaling; mitotic G2 DNA damage checkpoint signaling
Source: RefSeq, a predicted model, not a curated record
ACACCGGAUGUGACGUCUUUGGCGGGAAUCACAACAUCAACAGCUAUUGACGUCUAUUUUGAUACGUUGUGUAAUUUGCAGGUUAAAUACUCCCUUUCUGGUAUUUUAAAAGAAUAUUUAACCGGCUAUUUUCUCAAGUUUUUUUUUUUCAAUUGACAUAUGCGCGCUUCAGCUUGUACCAGGAACCGGCUAAAUUUUCACGACGUUAUGUAAGAUUAGCUCAGAUGGCAGUCAUUUAAAAUGAUUUAAAUGUUCAUAGCUCGGUGUUUGUAUUCGGGUUUAGUCCAUUUUCAUUCUAUGUAAACUUGAAUACAUCAGUGGCACCGACACUGGUAAGCAAAAAUGGUGUUAGCAAGCUGUUGCUAACACUGUGAAAGCCGCUUGGAAGACAUAUAUUCCUGUUUUCGACGUUCAAACGACACGAUUUCAGGUCCACCAUGUCCAAGGCCGACAGGGAAAGUUUCAUCGUCAAGUUUGUGGAGAAUGGAGGACGUAGAACCGAAUACGCUGUCAAGGCGUACGAGGCCAUUUUGGAGCUGCAGUCUGACAAGUAUGUGAAAAGAAUAGAAGAGGAGGAUGUCUUCAAAAUGGAGCAGAAGGACAAGUCUUUGUUCGUCUUCAGCAGCUUCAACACACCUGCUUUCCUGCACUGCAAAAAGCUCGGCUGCCGUGUGGUCAGUCCAUUGGUGGUGGUGUACUGUUUGCAGCACCAGCAUUGUGUCCCAAAGGCCGAAACCCCUGUCUACAACAUGGCUAUGGCUGGUGUGACUGUUUCCUGCACCAGUCUGGAUAAAGUAAAACGGACUGAGAUCAUGGAACUGGUGCAGCUCAUGGGUGGACGGAUCUAUCUCGAUCUGAAUGUUACAGUCUCCCACCUGAUAGCUGGAGAGGUCGGCAGCAAGAAAUAUCUGGUGGCUGCCAAUCUGGGCAAACCCAUCCUCCAGCCUUCAUGGGUGGUAGCCUGCUGGGAGAAAUCGCAGGACAGUCUCUUUAGAUACACAGACCUGCCAUUGGAGGACUAUCUGUGCCCUGUGUUGCUUGGCUGCACGAUUUGUGUCACUGGACUUACAAGUUCGGAACGCAAAGAAGUGCAGCGAGUCUGCGAACAGCACGGAGGAAACUACACUGGCCAGCUAAAGCUGAAUGAAAGCACGCACCUCAUUGUGUCAGAGCCCACAGGUCAGAAGUACGAGUGCGCCCGCAAGUGGAACGUGUACUGUGUGACUCUUCACUGGCUGUUCGACAGCAUUGAGAAAGGCUUCUGUCAGGAUGAAAGCAGGUACGCGGUGAAGCGGGACGCAUCAAAGGGAACAAAACCGCACACCUCCACCCCAACUGGCACCGGCAAGAAGGAAGAUGGAGCGUCUCUUUUGGGUGUGAGCCACAUUUCCAUCAACGCCAGCAUGACUAUAAAUGACACUGUCGUCUCCAACGGAACCAUCAGCCGCCUGGACACCCCAGACCCAAUUGAUAAUCUGGAUCUUUCCGUCUUCCCGCCUGAUGAUCUCCUCGAUGGGUACAAACUUUAUCUUUGUGGUCUGCCUCCAAAAAAACUGGAGAAGCUUCGACGCCUGGUGAAUGCUGCCGGUGGUCUGCGUUUUAACCAGCCCAGCAAGGAACUCACACACGUUGUGAUGGGGGAACCGGACCAGGAUCUGAAGAACUUUAUCUCCAAAGAGAGCCGCAGACCACACGUUGUGACGGUUCAGUGGCUGCUGGAAAGUGCAACCAAAGGCACUCUCCUACCUGAGAAAGACUUCCUCCACCCGGAUUGUCUCCCUCCAUCUCCAGCUGCUGCACCAGCUCCGGUCCAUCACCAUUCACCUCCUGGUCGAAUCUCAGCAGGUCCACCGCCAGCCAGCCCCGACACUCCCUCGCACAAACGAGCUGAGGAGGACCUUCUCUCGCAGUACAUGGAUGACGACCCCACAGUUAUUGACGUGGCGCCAGCCCACACUGAAAACAGGAAGUCCAAUUCCACACCACCUGGACCACACAACUGGUCCACCAACCAGACCACCAGAUUAGAACCAGACUCCACCUUGAAUGAAGCCAGUGAAGGAGGCAUGUUUGUCGGGAAACGCUUCCUUCUUGUGGGCUUUGGCGCUGAAGCAGAGUCACUUAUACAUCAGCUGGUGACAGAAAACGGAGGGAAGGUGCUGACGGGUCGCACCAGGGUGGUGGCUGACUAUGCUGUGGUUCCGCUGCUGGGCUGUCCAGUGGAAUCCACAGUGGAUGAGGUGGUCACCGACACAUGGCUGGCCAUGUGCGUGGAGAGCGAAUGUGUGCUGCCAAUUUCCUCCAACCCUCUGUUCACGCCGGUUCCUGUGAUGGAAGGUCGUCUUCCUCUCCAGAGCUGCGUUCUCUCCGUUAGUCAGUUCACGGGUGCAGAGAGAGAGUCGCUGGUGGAGCUUGCGAAAGUCCUCGGUGCCAGUGUACAGGAUUACUUUGUGCGCUCAGCCAAUCAGAAGAAGGCCAUGCUGGCCAGCACUCAUCUUGUGCUGCAAAGUCCAGAUGGUACCAAGUACCAAGCAGCAAAGAAGUGGGGGCUCCCCGCCGUCACCAUGCACUGGAUCCUGGAAUCUGCUCGCACUGGCCUAAAGGCUCCUGAGGAACGCCAUCUGGUCGACCGACCUCCAUCUCCAGAGAGGGAUGAUGAGAGUUUUGUCGGGGCCUCUCAGAGGCUGUCGAGGCAUCCCCCAGGUCAAGUGUCUCCUGAGAUCCCCCUGCUGGGUCCUCAGGGUGGAAAGGCUGUGACUCCUCUGGAUUUAGGGAAAUUCCAGAGCAAGGUGUUUCACAAAGUGGUGGACAAGCUGAAAUCCAAAGGGGACGACUGCACCCCGAAGCAAAACCAGGAGAGCAGCCGAAAAAACACACUGAAGAAUGAACCCUCACUACAGUUGGACACGCCAUCUCGAUUCCUGAGCAGAGACCAGCUCUUCAGGCCCUCGUUCAACGUGAAGGAUGCACUUGGAGCUCUGGAGACUCCGGGUGGAAGAUCUAAACCUGGAGAGAGACCAGAGACACCUCUGACUGACGUCAUCAACCGGAACUUAAAGGUGGCGUUGGCCAACAGCACCCGCACUGGUCACUGCGAUCUGGAGUCCGUUUCUGCCAGCCUCUCGUUCUCAAAACCGGUGACGAACGAGGUUGCAGAAAAAGACGCGUCCCCUCUACAUGGUGUUGUGAUCUGUGUUGCAAAGAAGCUGAGCAAGAUGCAGAGCGAGCUGAACGCCAUUGCUGCCUCUCUGGGAGCAGACUUCAGAUGGUCCUGUGACGACACCGUGACUCACUACAUCUAUCAGGGUCGUGUGGGAGACAACACGCGAGAAUACAGAGGAGUGAAGGAGCGGGGCCUGCAUGUGGUCUCACAGCACUGGCUGCAGGCUUGUGCUGAAGAGCAGAGGCGUGUUCCAGAGACGCUCUAUCCUUUCACCUACAACCCAAAGAUGAGUCUGAAUCUCAGUCAAGUUCCCAUCAGCUCACAGAGGUCCCCAACCUACUCACUGACCCGACUGAAAGAUCAGAGCCAGGUCUCAGAGAACAAGCCCAUCAACGAAGACGAAGACUCCACAACAUCGAGACGCGUCAGUGACGGAAGCGUGGAUCAAGACGAAGCAGAGAAGAGUGAUAUUUCUGAAACAGUAGAAAUGAGAGAGAACCUGCAGCGUCAGCUCCAGGAGAUCAUGUCAGCCACCAAGCUCACGGCAGGGAGGCGGUCUUCAAUGCGACUGACCCGAAGCGGCUCGGGAAGCGCAGAGUCAGGCUCGAACAUGCCUGGUGGACGAGGUGGAAGCAGGCGAACUCUCGAAGCUUUGAGGGUCUCGAGGGACGCCACCCUGGACAUGAACUCAGAACUUUUGCAUAGUGAGCAGAUCGUCUGGGACGACCCCACCGCCAGGGAGGAGAGAACCAAGCUGGUGGACAACCUGGGGUGGCCAGGGGUUCCGUCACAGAGCUUGGAGCAACUCCCCGCCCCACCUCCUCUUUCAGAGACUGGACCCCCCUGCGCUGACUCCAUGACGGACUCGGAGCUUGUAGAGAUGGCGGCGUGCGAUGUUGUCGAGCAACAUAUGCAAAAGCCCAGUGGGUCGUUGCCACCAGCAGGAAGGCCCAAAGAUUACAUCCUCACCCCUGAAGCUCCCAGCAUCGCCUUCCCACUCGCCAAACCUCCCGUCGCUCAGGAGCCUGAGGAGAAGAAGUCGGCACCGAGAUUUCAGCUGUCGUCACUGAGCCCUCAGGAGCGCAUCGACUACAGCCACCUCAUCGAGGAGCUGGGUGGCGUGGUCCUGGACAAGCAGUCCUUCGACUCCAGCUGCUCCCACAUCAUCGUGGGCACACCACUGCGCAAUGAGAAGUACCUGGCUGCCAUGGCAGCUGGAAAGUGGAUCCUGCACCGCUCCUACCUGGAAGCCUGUCGCUCCGUGGGCAGCUUCAUCCAGGAGGAAGACUAUGAGUGGGGCAGCAGCUCCAUUCUGGACGCUCUGCCCAGCAUCCGCACCCAGCAGAAGAGGCUGGCUCUGGCCGCCAUGCGCUGGAGGAGAGCCUUGAUGGGUCGCAGUGGACCAGAGGGCGCGUUCAGUGGCUGGACCGUGAUGCUCAACAUCGACCAGAGCCGAGAGUCUGGUUUCAGGAGGCUGCUGCAGUCCGGUGGUGCAAAGGUGCUGCCCAGUCCGUCCCCGUCGCUGUACAGAGAGGCCACUCAUCUGUUCGCCGACUUCAGUCGACUCAAGCCUGGGGACUUCAGAGUGGAAGUGUCAGAAGCAUCUGCACAUGGAGUCAUCUGUUUGAAACCAGAGUACAUUGCUGACUACCUCAUGCAGGAGCCCACGCCGCCAGUCGAGCAAUACUUCUUGACCGUGUCCUCGUCCGACGACGCCCCCAACACACCGUCACGCAAACGGAAAGCAACAGACGAAACGUCCAGUCUGAAGAAGUCUCGUCUGGACUGAAGCGUUUGUCAUUGUUGUCAUCAGAAGUGAAUGGACAGCUGCAGGAGUAGAAAAAGGUCGAGUCACAGUAGCCGGGUUUCUCCACCAGAGGGCAGUCAAGCAUCAGAGAGUCACAGCGCGUUGGCAGGUUGAAGUGAACUUCUACAAAUCUCCUGACAGGUUUUACACACCUGCUCGUAAAC